UCCGAUUGCGUCGUGUUAGCAAAUGUGAUUUUCUGUAGCCAUGGACAACAACCGAGUUUAAUACCUCAAAAAAGGCUCCCUUACUUUGAUUACAAAACUCACGUAUCUUCAUGAUUUGCCGCCAAAUUCAAAACGUCCUCCAACGGUCGAAAUCUACCACCCAUCUUCUUCAACUUCAGUCGCUGGUGUUCAAAACCGGUAUCGAUCAUGACGCCGAGUUCGUCUCUCAGUUUGUCCUUUCCGCUUGCCCGAUUUCGGUGGGUUUCGCAAAAUUAGUGUUCGAUAACGUACCCAUUAUUCCUCCACUUUUUGCUUGGAAUACAAUUAUUAGAGAAUUCACCAAGAGCUCAGCUCCGAUUGAAUCAGUGAGGCUGUUCUCUCGGCUUCAAAGGGUUGGGCUUCAACCUGACAAUUUCACGUUCCCUUUUGUUAUAAAAGCCUGCGGUCAGUGCUUGAUUGUUGGAGAAGGUGGGGCGGUGCAUUCAAUGGUUAUAAAGGCAGGUUUCAACUCGGAUCGAUAUAUAGGAAAUACUCUUUUGAGAAUGUAUGCAGCUUUCAGCGUGAUCGGGCUUGCAAGGCGAGUGUUCGAGGAAAUGCCUGUUAGAGAUAUGGUUUCUUGGAGCUCCAUGAUUGCAGGAUAUGUUGCUUGCAACUGCCUGUCAGAUGCUUUUAAGGUGUUCCGACACAUGAAGCUAGCAAAUGAAAAGCCAAACUCAGUCACUUUGGUCAGCUUGCUUUCUGCCUGUACUCGUCUUCUCAAUAUCAGCAUUGGGGAGUCCAUCCAUUCCUACAUCAUCAUAAACCACAUCUCGUUGGAUGUUGCUUUAGGGACAGCUCUCCUGGAAAUGUACUCCAAGUGUGGGUAUAUUGAGAAAGCUUUCCAAGUUUUUGAUUCAAUGGAUGAGAAGAAUUUGCAGUCUUGGACAAUUAUGAUAUCUGGUCUUGCACAUAAUGGCCAUGGGCAAGAUGCUAUUUCAUUGUUUACUGAGAUGGAACAAUCUGGACUGGAACCAGACAGCAUGUCAUUUGCUGGGAUCUUGUCAGCUUGUAGCCACCUGGGUCUUGUCCAUGAAGGGGAAAAGUAUUUUGAUCAGAUGGUAAGAAUUUAUGAUAUCAAGCCAGCAAUGGAGCAUUAUGGAUGCAUGGUGGAUUUGCUUGGAAGAGCUGGGUUGAUUGAUGAAGCUUAUGAGAUUAUCAAGAAGAUGCCGCUGGAGCCUAACUCAAUAAUAAUAAGGAGCUUCUUGGGUGCAUGUAAAACCCAUGGACGAAGCAUUUGUUUGGAUGAUUACCUGAGGAAAAUUUUACUUAAAUUAGAGCCUGAACUUGGAGCAAACUAUGUAAUUGCAGCUAAUGUAUCUUCUUUAUCUGGUCGCUGGUAUGAUGCAGCUGACCUGAGAGUGGCCAUGAAAAAGAAGGGAUUGAUGAAGGUUCCGGGGUGCAGUUGGAUGGAAGUAGAUGGAGGUUCUGAGGAAAUGAUUUUUGAAGAGGCUGUAGGUUAAUUGUGGACCUCUGCCCAAUCGAGUUAUAUUUAUAUGGGAAUCUGAUGAUUAUGCUAGGAAAGUAGGGGUGGAGAAAAAUUUUUAUGUGAGAGGGACAAGGACAGAUAGAUGAAACACUGAUAUUGUUUUGAAGCUUGAGAGUUGUAUAGUUAUGUUCCCCUGUUUUGUGAAGGAGAGUUGUACUGCGGUGUUACUCCCACCCUAAAGUGCGUGUUUCUUAUCACACUAAUAUUUAAAAGUUAAAAGGGGUGAAUUCCUGGUUGAAUUGUCUUUGGUAACAAAGUGCUUGAGCUUCCAAGGAUUUUUGUUCUCGGUGACAGCCACAUUGUUAGCGUGGGAAUUAAGUUAUUUCUUAGUGAUACUUCUUCUAAUUUGAUGCACUUAUUCCCAAGAAGCGGUGCAGCCUACACACUGUUGUAAAUCUCAGCUUGUUUAGGAGUGUAAUGAAAUAAUCAUCAUUGUUUUCAAUAAAUAAAUUGAUUUCUCUGUAAUUUGGUAAAUGAACCAGGAUGUAAGACAUGCAAAAAUUUUCAAGAAGUAAGAUUUAAAUUUCUCAACAGUCCGUUUGGGCAAAGGGGUACCCAGGGACUAUUCCUCUGUUCCUAAUUUGUGCAGCAGAACUUUCAUGUAUAAUUUUUUUUAUUUGAUUCGCAUUGUGUUAGUUUUUCUUAAAGUAGUAUAAAGUUGUUGCAGUAUUGGAGAUUGGCAGGCCAAGCACAGGUGGACAUCAUGAUGUAUAAAAAUUCAGGUAAAAUCCUGCUGCAAAAAGUUGCCAGUUCUGUUCAUUUUCUGCCAUGAGGAAGUGAAGCUUUGCAUGGCAUUGCCAGAAGUGCUUAGUGGCAUGGGUUGGAUAUGGCAAUACAUCUUGUCAUUUGUUAGUGUCUAGAGCUUUGAUCUAUUUAAGCAUGCGAAGCAUCUCAAUUACAUGCUCAAUAGAUAAUUGUCAAAGCAGCCAGAAGCUUGCA
Messenger RNA from Juglans regia (Persian walnut), 2464 nucleotides. Its product is annotated as pentatricopeptide repeat-containing protein At5g66520-like. Bases 111 to 1499 code for a protein of 462 amino acids. Lineage: Eukaryota; Viridiplantae; Streptophyta; Magnoliopsida; Fagales; Juglandaceae. Gene Ontology annotation, biological process: RNA modification. The transcript is spliced from 2 exons. Gene Ontology annotation, molecular function: protein binding; RNA binding. The record is from RefSeq and is a predicted model, not a curated record.